AUGACCGGUAAAAUGAAAAUUAAUGUAGAGCAAGUGUAUACAUCUGUUGCAUGCAACCGCACUCCGGAAAUAAUAGACUGGAAUGGACAAGGAGUCAUUUGUUUUGGUGCAACAAACUCUGUUGUUAUUUACGAUACGAAUCUCAGAGGCAAAGACCCUUUAAAAGUAUUGAGCCACCAUAGAUCUCAAGUAAACACGGUGAAAUGGCUACGUAAACCAGAUGGAAGCUGUACUGAACUGAUCUCUGGGUCUGCGGACAAGACUGCUGCUAUAUGGACCUUGGAAGACGGAGUAUGGAAAGUCACCAACAGCCUUGCUGGACAUACAGAUGGUGUCACUUGUAUACAUGGCAUUUACAAUGGAGAUGAGCUUCUGGUUUAUACGGGAUCCAUUGAUUCUACUGUCCGUCUAUGGGAGAGGAAAGAUGGUGUCACUCUACACAAGCAAACAAUAAACUUAAACUCUGGUCUCUGCCUGACACUCCAUGCACACAUCCUACCGACCACAAACAAACCUAUACUGUUCUGUGCCCUGGACGAUCAUAAGAUCCAUGUGUUUGUUGGGGACGAGUACCACAGGGCUCACACAUUGACUGGACAUGAAGACUGGGUGAGGGGACUUGAUGUGCAAGAUGUUGACAACUCAACCAUUAUGCUAGCCUCGGCCUCCCAAGACACAUACAUCCGUCUCUGGCGAAUUGAGAAGCAUGUAAAAAAGCAGCUUACUAAGGGUAUCAAAGUAGAGGAAAAGGUGUUUCCAGCAUAUGGAGAGGACUGGUCAGUGAAGCUGGAAGCUGUGCUGGCUGGACAUGAGGGGUGGGUGUAUGGGGUGCAGUGGCAAUCACCUGCGAUUGGAGAAUCAAACAAAAAGCCAAUCUACAGACUGCUGUCUUCAUCAUUAGACAAGACUGUCAUCAUUUGGGAGCCAGAGUCAUCUCCCAAUAAAGGGGAAGGGGAUGGAGUGUGGGUUGAGCGAGUAAGGGUGGGGGAAGUGGGAGGGAAUGGGUUGGGAUUCUAUGGCAGCAAGUUUGGACCUGGUGGAAAGUCAUUCUUAGCUCACGGAUACAAUGGGUCCUUCCAUGUUUGGAGGUGUUGUAAGGAGACAGGUCAAUGGCGACCGUCAGUAGUGUGUGGUGGCCACUUCAGUGCCGUGGAAGACGUGAAGUGGGAGCGCCAGGGACGGUACCUCAUGAGCGUGUCUGCUGACCAGACCACCAGGGUGCAUGCGCCCUGGAGAACUGAACUUGGCACAGAAUGGCAUGAGAUAGCUCGUCCCCAAGUACACGGGUACGAUCUCUCGUCUCUCGCGCUGGUCAGCAGUACGACCUUCGCGUCCGCUGCGGAGGAGAAGGUCAUCAGAGUGUUCAAGGCACCUCAUAACUUCGUGCAGAACUACCGGAAUAUUACUGGAGAGAUUAUUGAAGGAGAUACUGGAGGUCCGGAAGGUGCAGCGGUGCCCUCACUAGGGCUGUCAAAUAAGGCGGUGUUCAUAGGAGAGGAUGAACAAGGGGACGCUGACGACGAUAAUGACGGGUACUUCGUUCCAGUUGAUAUGACAGAGCCCCCUACGGAAGAGACUCUAAUGCAGCACACGCUAUGGCCGGAGCUGCAGAAGCUGUACGGGCACGGGUACGAGGUGUACUCCCUGGCGGCCAGCCCCGACACCACCGUGCUCGCCUCGGCCUGCAAGGCUACUACUGCUGAACAUGCUGCUGUCUUACUAUGGGACACCACAACCUGGGAACAGAAACAAAAACUAGUUUCCCAUCAACUAACCGUCACACAACUAGCGUUCUCGCCAAACAGUCAGUACCUAGUCUCCGUGUCCCGCGACCGACGUUGGACCUUAUACCAAAGGCAACAAGACACAGAUUUGUUUGAAAUAGUCGCGAGCACGGAUAAAACGAAUGCUGUGCAUACGAGGAUCAUUUGGUGCUGUGCGUGGACGCAGGAUAGUAAGGCAUUCGCUACUGGAUCUAGGGAAGGAAAGGUGUGCAUUUGGUCAGAGAUGGGUCCAACAAACACCUCUCUGGGAGCGUUUGGACUUCUGGGCAAAGCUCUCGAAGUGAACACAGCAGUAACGGCUUUGGACUUCGCCCCACACGACGGCCCCGGCCUUAUACUAGCUGUUGGCUUCGAAACUGGUAUUAUCAGGAUAUACCAGUUUACUGAUGAUGGCUGGCUCCUUCUACAAGAACUUGAUAAUAGCGCGGCGCACCAUUUAGCAGUGAAAAGAUUGACAUUCAAACCUACUGAAGGAAAUAAAAUGAUGUUAGCGAGUUGUGGAAGCGAUCACCUUGUUAGAAUAUACAGUAUUGAUAUAAUUUCUGAAUAA
This is a messenger RNA of Spodoptera littoralis (African cotton leafworm), 2334 nucleotides long. The record is from the annotation of a GenBank genome assembly. Lineage: Eukaryota; Metazoa; Arthropoda; Insecta; Lepidoptera; Noctuidae.